AUGGUUGUAAAACAACUAGACGAGUUUGAAAAGGACAUUGAGCCAUUGGUUUUGGACCGGGAGAUCAGGUAAAUGCUUUUUAUUUUAUUUCACAGUAUUGUUUGCGUUUUUAGGAUCGUAUGAAGUGUCACAAUAGGUAUUGGUAUUUGUUUUUCGACUUUUUGUUUAAAAUUAUUUAAAAAGAAUGUAAAUUACAAGUUUUUGUUUCAGGAAAGUUGUAACAGCAAGUGACCUUCUAUUCAAAGUUGCUGUUAUUUCAUUGAUCGUUACUCUUCUUACAUUGGGGCCAUUUAUGUAAGUUUAUAUACACCUUGAUGUAACUUAUUGUUAAUAUAACUUGUUAUUGAAUGGUUUUUGUUGGUGUUUUUUAAUAUUAUUUAUUGUUUUAUGAGUACUAAUAUUGCUUUUUUGUUUUAGUUAUGCAUCACUCUUCUACAAGGAGGAUUUAAGAGAGAUUUUUGACCGUCAACCCAAUGAUCACAGCUUCGACAGACAUUAUGAUGAAUUCAGCAAGUUCAAAGAGCAGUAAGUUUAUAGUUUUUUUUUCUGUUUAGUUUUUUUAGGGUCUCUAUUAUCUAAUACAAGUAAAGUUUGAUUUAAAAGGAUGAACUUCUUGUCAAAAUUUUAUGUUUUGUCUAUGUUAUGAUAGUUUGUUGAUGUGACCUUUUUAUGGCGUCAUAAACUCAUGACUAACUUAAUGUGUUCAGCUGAUGUUUUAACAGAAUGUAGUAGAGAUUAAUGUCUUUAGAUUCAACAAGGUCUACAACGAUAUUGAGGAAGAGUUGAAGCGAUUCCAGCUGUUCAGAAAGUCAUUGGAGAAAGUUGAAGAUUUCGAAAAAUUGGAAGAUAAUACCGAAUUUGGCAUCAAUGAAUUUGCUGAUUUGAGUGAUGAAGAGUUUCAGGAGGUUAGUUAUAAACUCUUAUAGUUAGUUUUGAAAAGACCACAAGCACUUUUGGUUUAUUUUUUUCAAGUUGGUGGGGAAGCAUGGAUAAUAUUGAAAAAUCGGGAAGUCUUUGAUUUUAAAACUAGUUUUUGAUAUUUUUCAACGUAAAAUGUAAAGUAACUGAUUGUUAUGUUUAAGAUGUUGAUGCCAAAAGACUUCUACACUAAUCUCCGCCGUCGUAGCUCGUUCAUCAAGCCGUACAGUCAUUUUCUGAUGCAUGAAAAGCCAAGAAGACAACACAAGAUGCAAUUCGACAGUGUUUCCCCAUUCCCAGAGCAUUUCGAUUGGCGUGAGAAGGGAGUAGUCACUCCAGUGAAAGCUCAGAAGAAUUGUGGAUCUUGUUGGGCAUUUGCGGCUACAGCUACCGUGGAGACGUCGUAUGCCAUUGCUCACGGUGAAUUGAGGAAUUUGAGUGAACAGGAGCUUCUGGAUUGUGAUUUUAGCAACAAUGCUUGUAAUGGCGGGGAUGAUGACAAGGCUUUUAAGUGGGUUUUUAACGGAAGAUUAGAGUUUUGUUACCCAAAAUUUUAGUUUUGAGAACAUUUCUAUUUUUUAAUACUAAAAAGUUAAAUUUGCUGCCAUUUCGAACCCCAUGUUCACCGUCUUCUUCAGAUUCAUUCACGAAAACGGCCUCAUGUUAGAAUCUGACUACCCAUACCUAGCCCAACGUCAAAACACCUGUCUUCUGAAUGACUUUAAUGGCACCACGACGAAACUGGAACUAGCCUACUAUCUUGCCCCGGAUGAGAAUGCCAUUAUGGAAUGGGUGGUGAACUUUGGCCCAGUGAACAUUGGCAUUAACGUUCCUCCAGACAUGAAGUUGUACAAGGGUGGUGUAUAUACACCUUCGGCUUGGGAUUGCCAGAAUAAUGUAAUGUUUUUGAGAGAUAUCUUAUUGAAUUUGGAAAGGAAUUUUUGAGGGUUUCAAUUGGCAUAUCAAGAAUUAUAGAUUUGUUUUGUUUUUUAAGGUUUAAAAAAGUCUUGUCGUUUUUUGUUAUGCAUGUCAAGGUAAAUUGGCGACCAGACUUUUUUAUUUGUUGCUUUAGGUAAAGCUUUUAUUUUAGGUACAAUCUUAAACUUAUGGGCUUAAAUAAGAGCAUUUCAGGCCAAAAUUUAGACUUAAAAUUUUUGUUUUCAUAAUUUUUUGACCAAAAUUUCAAAUUUUCAUCACUUUUUUAAAAUUUUUUAACAAUUUUAAAAUCUUCCAGAUCCUCGGUACCCACGCUCUCAAUAUUGUCGGCUAUGGCACCUGGGAAGACGGCCAAAAGUAUUGGAUCGUCAAGAACUCGUGGGGACAAAAGUACGGCAUCGAAGAUGGCUACGUUUACAUGGCCAGAGGCGAAAAUUCGUGCGGAAUCGAGGACGAACCAAUUGGAAUCUUGUGUUAA
This is a messenger RNA of Bursaphelenchus okinawaensis, 2332 nucleotides long. NCBI's taxonomy places the organism in Eukaryota, Metazoa, Nematoda, Chromadorea, Rhabditida, Aphelenchoididae. The record is from the annotation of a GenBank genome assembly.